AUGGCAUCCUCCUCCUCCUCAUCGUCCAACUACCUGCAGAGAACGCCUUCCAGCAUUGCUGAACUAGCUCAGAAAGCCCGUAACAACCCCUUACGAGAGAAUCAAAGCCUCAAAUACUACCUCAAGCAUGCAGAGAGUAAUCGAAGGGAAGCUUUCAAGUUCGCUGAAGCGGGAGAUCUAGAGUCUGCAUUUAUCUUCUUUGCGAGGACAGCGUCUUUGGUGUUGGAAACGCUACCCUCACACCCGGAUUAUAAGACGGCGUUGGAUGAUAACCAGAGGGCAAAUCUGAAUAUGAAUGGACAAGAGAUUAUUGACAACCUUGGACAGCUGAAAACACGAAUCAGCGAUCGUUACGAGGCAUACAGGAGAGACCAUCCAGAGGUAGAAGAAUCUCACCAACGAGCAUUGCAAGCUCAAAUCGAGUAUGAAGGAUCUCAGAGUAUUCAGUUACCGUCCGUUCCAGAUGAUCGAGAACGGAAAGACAAAGCUUUGCAGGAAGCUCAGGACAGGGCAACAAAACUUAGCGACGAACUCGUUCAACUUCACAUGAACGAUCCCAACCUCCGUGCGAGAGCUAACAUUCCAUUUGCGACGGAGAAGGCUAUAGAAUCUGCGAGGAGAGCAGCUUGGGGUCCGAGAGAAAGGCCGCCUCAUUCUCAGCCAUUGUCAUCGAGGAAUUCGGACGAAGUAUUGCGGGAACGCACUACUAGGGCUCUUGCUCUCAAAAGUGCAGUCGCCGCGGCUGCUACGAAGAGUGCACCUGCUUAUGUUCCUAUGCCAGCCCCACCAAGGAGCUCGCCGUACUCGGUUGACUAUCCAACGACGCGGCACAACGCCACUGCGGCACAGACAUCUCUCGGUAUGCCUGUUGCAUCCCCAGUUGUAAACCCUCGUCGGGGGCGACCUCCGUCGUUUGUCGGCCCGCAUGUGAUGCCUUUGGAGAGUCCGACGAAAUUUGAUACCGGAGACACGACAGAUACGGAAACAUCACUUGCACCGACCAGGACACCGUCUCGAAGCACAUUCUACCCACCUCCCGUCACUACGUCUACCUUCUCCUCGAUGCCUCGGCCAGACAAUCCAGUAAAUUACCCUCAGCUCAUGUCACAACACCAGAAGACUCAAGGAUACGCACCAUCCGAUCAUCCUCUCCUGUCACCGACACAUAAUAGUACAUUUUCGAUACCCCAGCCCAUCAAUUACCCGCACCUUCAACGCCCACCAAUGACUCCUUCAUAUCGUUCACGAUCACCGUUUGCACCACCUCGACCCCCUCUACCUACACCCGUUGUGAGCACCCCCGUUCCAACGACGGCCCCUUCCACUACCAGCAAUCUCCCCGGUCUCAAAACCGUCAUCCUCCCACGCUCCUGUCUUGCUCGCUUCCUCGGCAUCGCUGGUGUCAACACGAGCCGGAACAGGGAAACCUGCGGGUUGUUAUUGGGCCGCGAAGUGCGCGGCAAGUAUGUUGUGUCGACGCUUUUGAUUCCAAAGCAGCACUCGACGAGUGAUACGUGUACUAUGGAUGAGGAGGAACUAGUCAUGGAGUUUACGGAGGAGAGGGGGCUGAUUACGCUUGGUUGGAUUCAUACGCAUCCUACGCAGAGUUGCUUUAUGUCUUCCGUAGACCUCCACACCCACUGCGCCUUCCAACUGAUGCUACCAGAAUCGUUCGCGGUCGUGUGUGCACCUAGGUCCACUCCGAAUUUUGGGAUCUUUAGGUUGACGGAUCCGCCGGGGUUGAGUUUGAUAAGUAAUUGUAAGGUGAAGGAGGCGUUUCAUCCGCACCCGGAUCAUCCGAUCUAUACUGAUGCGGAUAAGGGACAUGUGCAGAUGAGAGAUGCAGCGUUGGAGAUCGUGGAUUUGAGAGAUUGA
Messenger RNA from Marasmius oreades (fairy-ring Marasmius), 1875 nucleotides. RefSeq lists its product as uncharacterized. NCBI's taxonomy places the organism in Eukaryota, Fungi, Basidiomycota, Agaricomycetes, Agaricales, Marasmiaceae. The coding region runs from base 1 to 1875 and encodes 624 amino acids. The transcript has 5 exons. Gene Ontology annotation, molecular function: K63-linked deubiquitinase activity; protein binding; metal-dependent deubiquitinase activity. Gene Ontology annotation, cellular component: endosome; membrane. The record is from RefSeq and is a predicted model, not a curated record. Gene Ontology annotation, biological process: protein K63-linked deubiquitination.